Molecule: messenger RNA, 491 nt
Organism: Aphanomyces astaci
Lineage: Eukaryota; Oomycota; Saprolegniomycetes; Saprolegniales; Verrucalvaceae
Exons: 1
Source: RefSeq, a predicted model, not a curated record
AUGCCGACAUCAGCAAUAAGUACGCCAAAGAAACUGACGACCAUCACAGUCAAGUGGGAGUGUGUUGAGGCAUUGGGCGUGAAGAUCAUGUCUGUCGAUGACGUCAUGGGGCGAACGGGCCGUAGUGCCAGCGCUGUGUACAAGUGGAUGCAUGAAAAACGAACGCUAGAGCAGCAUGUGGCGAGCGGUUUUGGACAACAAGUGCGAGUCGUGGUGCGGAAGCCCAACCGACGUAAGAAGCGGAGAUCCUUUUUCCGCGGCCCCCGUACACCGAAAGGAAACCUGGCUCACGUCGUUCAAUGGAUCAAGGUGCACCCUCCAGGCAGCUUAGAUAUAUCAAGCAUUGACGAGAAGUGCCACGAAGUCCCUGGCUUUGCUCAAAAGUCGGCUCAACCCAAGAAGAGCUUCGUUCGAGAACUUGUACGCCGCCAAGGCCUCCGCGACUUUGUGAACUUCGGCGUUAGCACUGCACCUGUUGAAGCCAAAAUUGU